Anthostomella pinea is the source of this 1428-nucleotide messenger RNA. The record is from the annotation of a GenBank genome assembly. Lineage: Eukaryota; Fungi; Ascomycota; Sordariomycetes; Xylariales; Xylariaceae.
AUGACGCCCGGUCGCCACGAGAAACAAGCCUUGCUCGCACCGCGAGAAAUUGACAGUAGCAAUGCCGUCAACGGCAAGCACAGCCGCCGCACACGCGCCCAGCGCGGCGCGAUACGCGUCAUCCUCCAGGUCCUGUUGCCAUGUUUCUUCCUGUGCGCCGUCGCCCUGUACUGCGCAUUCAACCUACUAGGCGACGACAACGACGAUGAAGAUCCCACUUCACAAACCUCGCUCGAAACAUGCGCCUGGGCGACUCUGCAAUCCAGCAUCCCGCUCCUCUCCGUCGCGCCGAUCGAGCGCGCCGAGUUCCUCGCCCGCCAGCACCGGCUAGCAAGCGCCCUAGCCGAAGCCGGCGUCGACGCCUUCGUCGCGGAGCCGUCGGCCUCGUCGGCGUACUACGCCAACAUCUCGGCUUCGUUCGAGCUGUCGGAGCGGCCGUUCCUGAUGCUCGUCGGCGCGGACGGCGGGUUCGCGUACCUGGUGCCCCAGUUCGAGACCGGACGCAUCGCCGGUCUGGACAUGGUGUUCGACGGCGCGAAGGUGAUCGCGUGGGCCGAGGAGGAGUCGCCGUACGACGCUCUGGCGCGCGAGACGAAGUUCACCAAGGUCAUGGUCGACGAGCACGCGCGGUACAUGAUCGCGGCCGGCCUGCAGGCCGCCGGCGUCGCCGUCGUGCCCAUGUCCGAGACGGUACAGGCGCUGCGCGCCGUCAAGACCGGGGCCGAGAUCGCGAUCCUCAAGGGCAUCAACGCGUUCACACUCAAUUUAAUCCGCUCGCUGCAGAAGUGCAUCGUCUUGGGCGUGACGCAGGAGACCGUGCUGAGCUCCGCGCAGGCCCUGUUCUCGCGCGCCGGAGUGGGCGAGGGGUUCUGGGCCAUCGUACUGUUUGGGGAUCAGGCUUCCGCUCCCCAUGGUGGGAAAUACGGGAAGACUCUGCGCGAUGGCGAGUUCGUGCUCAUUGAUAUUGGGUCCAGCCUCCACGGCUACGGCAGUGAUGUUACGAGGACCAUUCUGCCGUCCGGGGCCAAAGUCAGCAGUCAUCUCACAGGCAUCUGGGAAACGGUGAAGUUGGCCCAGUCGGCCGGGUUUGAUCGUAUGUGGCCGAAUGAGACGUGUUCUGAGGUCGAUGCUGCGUCGAGAGACGUCGUUGCCAAAGCGGGCUAUGGGCCGUAUUAUCCGCAUCGGCUGGGCCACGGUCUCGGAUUGGAGAUGCACGAGCACCCCUACCUGAAUGGUGCGAAUAGCGAGAAGCUGAAGGUCGGCGAAGUCGCCACCAAUGAGCCGGGUAUUUACGUGACUACGGAGCAGGCAGGGGAGGUAGGGAAGACGACAGGCUUUGGCGUGCGGCUCGAGGACCCGAUCCUCGUUACAGAGAAGGGCGGCGUUCCUUUGACAGGUCGUAGAGCCUUGUCGCCCUAUGAUCCAUGA